This is a messenger RNA of Monascus purpureus, 3691 nucleotides long. NCBI's taxonomy places the organism in Eukaryota, Fungi, Ascomycota, Eurotiomycetes, Eurotiales, Aspergillaceae. The record is from the annotation of a GenBank genome assembly.
CGGCGGUUCUGGCGCUUGGCUAUCCUUCUUUGCUGCCUCCUGCCUCCUGUUCACUUGCAACCCCGCCCUUUCGCUCCUUUACCCUCUCUGCGCGCCUCGCCCUCUCCACCACCAUGAGCCAGAUCGAACGCAUCACGGAGAACCUGGAGAAGCCAGAGCUGGAUGAUCGCUCCUAUCGCGUCAUCCGUCUGCCCAACAAGCUAGAGGCUCUCUUGGUCCAUGAUCCAGACUCCGAUAAAGCCAGUGCCGCCGUCAACGUCAAUGUCGGCAAUUUCUCAGACGACGAUGAUAUGCCGGGUAUGGCACAUGCGGUAGAGCAUCUGCUGUUCAUGGGCACCCACAAGUACCCCGUAGAAAAUGCCUACAAUCAAUUCCUCACAUCCCACUCGGGUUCAUCCAACGCAUACACAGCGUCCACCGAAACGAACUACUUCUUCGAGGUAUCUGCUACUUCGGAGUCCAGCGACCAGAAGUCGAGCGGCCAAUCUACUCCAACCGAGUCGACAGACGGUAGCAGCUUUGCCAGUAAUACGAACAGCACUGGCUCCUCCAGCGAUGGGGUGGGUCCCCUCUACGGCGCUCUGGAUCGCUUUGCUCAGUUCUUUGUCUCCCCGCUUUUCCUGGAGUCAACGCUGGAUCGCGAGCUGAAGGCGGUAGAUUCGGAAAACAAGAAGAACCUCCAGAGUGACUUGUGGCGUCUGAUGCAGCUGAACAAGUCUCUGUCUAACCCUAAACAUCCCUACCACCACUUUUCUACUGGAAACCUCCACACUCUAAAAGAGGAGCCCGAGAAGCGGGGUCUGGAUGUUCGUAGUGAAUUCAUCAAAUUCUAUGAGAAGCACUACUCCGCCAACCGGAUGAAACUCGCCGUUUUGGGACGGGAAUCGCUAGACGAGCUGGAACAAUGGGUUUCAGAGUUAUUCUCCCACGUGAAGAACAAGGAUCUUCCUCAGAAUCGCUGGGAUGGCAUCAGCCCCUUCUUAAAAGAGGACAUGUGUACUCAGGUGUUUGCCAAGCCUGUCAUGGAUACCAGAUCCAUGGACAUCUACUUUCCAUUCCUUGACGAGGAAUACUUGUACGAAUCCCACCCAAGCCGCUAUGUCAGCCAUCUACUUGGCCACGAGGGACCAGGCAGCAUCCUGGCUUAUAUCAAGGCGAAGGGCUGGGCAAAUGGACUCUCUGCUGGUGCCAUGCCAGUCUGUCCAGGGGCUGCGUUCUUCACUGUUUCUGUUCGUCUGACGAAGGAAGGACUCAAGCAACACCGUGAAGUUGCCAAGGUGAUUUUCGAAUACAUCUCCAUGAUCAAGGAGCGAGAGCCCGAACAGUGGAUCUUCGACGAGAUGAAGAAUCUGGCUGCCGUCGACUUCAGGUUCAAGCAGAAAACCCCAGCUAGUCGGUUCACCAGUAAACUGAGCAGUGUGAUGCAGAAACCGCUGCCCAGGGAAUGGCUGCUUAGCGAGAGUCUAUUUAGAAAGUUCAACCCCGAAAAGAUCAAGGAAGCCCUGUCGUACUUCCGAGCUGAUAAUUUCAGAAUCAUCAUUGUGGCCCCGGACUACCCCGGUGACUGGAACUGCAAGGAAAAAUGGUACGGAACGGAAUACAAGGUCGAGAAGGUUCCUGAAGACUUCCUGGCCGAUAUCCGCAAGGCGCUGAGCUCAACGCCAGAGACCAGGCUGCCUGAUUUGCACAUGCCCCAUAAGAACGAGUUCGUUCCGACUAGGCUGUCGGUGGAGAAGAAAGAGGUCGCCGAACCAGCCAAGACACCCAAGCUCAUCCGCCAUGAUGAUCGUGUGAGGCUUUGGUUCAAAAAAGAUGAUCGUUUCUGGGUCCCCAAGGCCACUGUGUAUGUCACUCUGCGAAACCCCCUGGUGUGGGCUACGCCUGCCAACCUGGUCAAGUCGAAGAUGUAUUGCGAAUUGGUGAGAGACGCGUUGGUUGAAUAUUCCUAUGAUGCCGAGCUUGCUGGUUUGGAUUAUCAUCUUUCCUCCAGUGUCUUUGGAUUAGACGUUUCAGUGGGCGGCUACAACGACAAAAUGUCCGUUCUUUUGGAGAAGGUCUUGACCAGCAUGCGUGAUUUGGUUGUUGACCCCGAUCGGUUCCAUGUAAUCAAGGAGCGCAUGGCCAGAGCGUACCACAAUUCUGAGUACCAACAGCCGUUCUACCAGGUUGGUGACUACACGCGGUAUCUGACGUCGGAGAAAACGUGGAUCAACGAGCAGUACGCCGCCGAGCUACCGCAUAUCGAGCCCGAGGAUGUUGCGGCCUUCUUCCCCCAGCUUCUGCAGCAGACCUACAUUGAAGUAUUGGCGCAUGGCAACCUGUAUAAGGAGGAUGCACUGAAAAUGACCGAUUCGGUGGAGGCGAUCCUGAAGAGUCGCCCCUUGCCCCAGUCUCAGUGGCAUGUGCGGCGCAAUUUGAUUAUUCCUCCCGGCGGCAACUUCGUGUAUGACCGGCUACUCAAAGAUCCUGCAAAUGUGAACCACUGUAUUGAAUACUACCUGUUUAUCGGAGGCUUUCCAGAUGAUGUUCUCCGAGCGAAGCUCCUGCUAUUUGCCCAGAUGACCGACGAACCUGCAUUUGACCAGCUUCGAAGCAAGGAACAGCUUGGAUACGUCGUCUGGAGCGGUGCACGCUACUCCGCUACUACUAUUGGAUACAGAGUCAUUAUCCAGAGCGAGCGCACGGCCAGGUAUCUGGAAACUCGCAUAGAUGCAUUCCUCACCAGGUUCGGAGAGACUUUGGAAGCGAUGAGGGAUGAGGAAUUCGAGGGUCACAAGCGCAGUGUGAUCAACAAGAGACUCGAGAAACUCAAGAAUCUUGGAUCCGAAACUGGCCGCUUCUGGUCCCACAUCGGCUCCGAGUAUUUUGACUUCCUGCAGCACGAGAAAGAUGCCGCGAAUGUUCGUGCGCUGAAUAAAUCCGACAUCGUUGACUUCUACAAGAAAUAUGUUGAUCCUCAAUCGCCCACCCGGGCCAAGCUGUCCGUUCAUCUUAACGCGCAGUCUGGUGCCCAUGAAGCUGCGACCGACCCGCAGGAACAGAAGUCCCGGCUGACCUCGCUGCUGGGAAAGCAGUUGGAAGACGCUGGAUUAACGGUCGAUACCGCCUGUCUUGGUGCUGCUUUUGAGAAGCCUGACGUGUCGAUUGAUGAUAAGGACAAGAUUCUGUCCAUUUUUGGUACAUUCCUCGUCUCGGAAUUGGGACUCUCUGAGCAGCAGGCCAAACCGGUGCUGGAGAAAGCUGAACAGAACCUUGGACAGCAGUUGAAUCAACUCGCCGUCACCUCUGUUGGGAAGGGCAGCGAGGAGAUGACCAACAGCUCCCACAGUAACGGUGUCGUGAAGCCCACGGAGCCCAGGAAGGUGACCUACAUUACGAAUGUUCCGGAAUUCAAGGCGCGCCUGGCAGUUAGCGCUGGACCCAGUCCGGUUACCGACCUUAGUGAGUUUGAGGAUUUUGAGCCCAAGCUUUAAUUCCGAUGCUGAUUGGAAAAGGCGUGUAUUCUUUCUAGCUGGUUGAAAAGACAUGAUUUCCUAUUUCCUUUGUCCCAUUCAUAGAUCUGGUACCAUGCGUUGGGAUACGGCGAGCGUUUUGGUUUUGGUAGACUCGGGGAUAGCUAUGCGUUGCUGUGUCACGUCAGUGUAAUGCAUGUACUGUAGAAAAGAAUCAUAGCAAUUAUCAUGGAUGAAGC